UUGUUUUUUGGAAUUUUCCUUUAAAUAAUAAUAGAAAAAAAAUUUUUUUUCCUUAAACAAAUUAAUUCUACCUUGUGGUACUGCCGGUUAAGUUUAGUUAGGUUAUAUCCUAUACAGAAUUCAAUCGUUUGCAAUUUUCAAUAAUGCCUAAACAAAAGAGAGAAGAAAAACCUAAGAACAAGAAAAACGAUAGUUCUAGUAGUGACAGUGAUGACGGCCCUGAAGAUAGGAACCCUCCUGCUGAAAAAAAGGCAAAAAUGGCAGACAGGACUAAUGAUAAAGAGCCAACAUGGGUGUUACAGGGCAAGAAAUUACUGAAAGUCCGAGAAUUCAAAGGAAAAGUAUAUGUAGACAUAAGAGAAUUUUAUGAAAAGAAUGGUGAACUUUUACCAGGUAAAAAAGGGAUAAGUCUCACUCCAGAACAAUGGAGAAAAUUGUUAUCAAUAGGUGAAGAGGUUAAUGAGACUGUUAGUUCCAUGUGUUAAUUGUUUUUUUUGUUAAUAAAUGCAUUGAUUAUAAUAUUAA
Bombyx mandarina (wild silkworm) is the source of this 525-nucleotide messenger RNA. RefSeq names its product single stranded-binding protein c31A (gene Ssb-c31a). The record is from RefSeq and is a predicted model, not a curated record. Gene Ontology annotation, molecular function: transcription coactivator activity; DNA binding. NCBI's taxonomy places the organism in Eukaryota, Metazoa, Arthropoda, Insecta, Lepidoptera, Bombycidae. Gene Ontology annotation, biological process: positive regulation of transcription initiation by RNA polymerase II.